This is a messenger RNA of Thamnophis sirtalis, 3525 nucleotides long. RefSeq names its product lysophospholipase 2 (gene LYPLA2). Lineage: Eukaryota; Metazoa; Chordata; Lepidosauria; Squamata; Natricidae. Gene Ontology annotation, biological process: protein depalmitoylation. Gene Ontology annotation, molecular function: carboxylic ester hydrolase activity; palmitoyl-(protein) hydrolase activity. Gene Ontology annotation, cellular component: cytoplasm. The record is from RefSeq and is a predicted model, not a curated record.
GUAGGGAGGGGGGAGGAAGGAGAGGGAGAGAAAGAGGGAGCGCGCGAGAGCUCGAGCCUGACUGAGUCUCCUCAGUCAGAAGAAAAGCCGGGUCGGAAGAGUCGGAGCCGAGAAAAGAAAAGAGGUGUGAAUUGUAUAGUUGUAUGUGCGGUAACAACAUGUCUGUCCCCCUCCUUGCUGAUGCUGUGACCGUUUCAGGGACAGAGCGGGAGACUGCAGCGGUCAUUUUUUUGCACGGGCUCGGUGACACAGGGCACAGCUGGGCUGAUGCUCUGUCUUCCAUCCGGCUCCCUUAUGUGAAAUACAUCUGCCCUCAUGCGCCCAGGAUCCCUGUCACUCUCAACAUGAAAAUGGUUAUGCCCUCCUGGUUUGAUUUAAUGGGGCUAAGUCCGGAUGCACCAGAAGAUGAAAACGGAAUUAAAAAAGCUGCUGAGAACAUUAAAGCUGUAAUUGACCAUGAAGUAAAAAAUGGGAUCCCAGCCAACCGGAUCAUCUUGGGAGGCUUUUCACAGGGUGGCGCCCUGUCCCUCUACACAGCACUCACUUGCUCUCACCAGUUGGCUGGCAUUGUGGCCCUCAGCUGUUGGCUUCCCCUGCACAGGACCUUCCCUCAGGCAGCAAAUAAUGGUGUGAACAAGGAUAUCGCCAUUCUGCAGUGCCAUGGUGAGAUGGACCCGAUGAUCCCAGUGCGCUUCGGAGCUCUCACUGCAGAGAAGCUGAAGGGGGUUGUGAAUCCUAGUAGAAUCCAGUUCAGAACCUACCCCAGAAUGAUGCACAACUCUUGCCCUCAGGAGAUGAUGGCGGUGAAAGACUUCAUUGAAAAACUGUUGCCCAGGAUUUAAGCUGAGCUAGUCAAGACUGUUGCAGGGAGAGGAGACAGAGGUCACCAGCUUUGAUCUUGAACCCUUGACCUGUUGGCUGCAAUUGGAAGCCAUGGCAAUCCACCUCCUCACCAGUCACUCGUCUCCUUUCUCGAGCCUUCCCCACCCGCCUGCGCUGUCCCCCCUCCUGUGUAAAGGGAGGGGAGAGGGCCCUUCUCUCCCACAUGGCGGGUGAAGGUACCAAGUGGUUUUAAGGUACAGCUGGGAUCCUAAUCUUGCAGAUUAUUAUUUCAGUCACCUUUCAGUAUUUCCCUAUUCUCUCCUCUCUCCUGUUCUGUCUAUUCCCCCCUCCAAACCCCCCCAAAAACCAAAUCUAAACAUAAACUGCCUGCUGUGGCAAAGAACUGCGUGGUAGCCAGAGGCUUAAAGCAAAAGGUAUUAAGAGACGGUGUUCUGGCUAUUGCAGUACUUUCAAAGGAGUUUUAUAGUUCAGUCUUCUGAACUGUCCAUCAAGCAUCCUUCCCCUCAUGAUGCUCAGCCCGUCCCACUUCAUAUUUCACUGGAACCAUUUUAGCGGUGCAGGGCGGGCUCAACUCAGGCCAGGCAAGGUGAGGCAGAAAAUUUGUUUCUGCUCCGUGCAGGCUACCGGCUUGCUAGGCUCUGUACUACAUAUUCUCCAAGCUUCCAUUAACAAAAAGAGGAAGAGUUGCAUUGUGUUGAAGGGCCAUGGCCGGCCGGUCCCCCAGAUACAGCUUGUAACUGGGGCAGCUGCUCCACCAGUCCCUGCCCUGACUGGAGUGAUAAAAGUGGUGGAGAGGACCCACUGCGCCAGGAAUCACUCCACGUUGUGUGUGUUAUGGACUGUUUUUGUUGUGUUCUGUCCUCUCAUCCACACUGCCUUUAUCCUGACCCAUGGGAUCCUUUUUGUUUUGUUGGGAUCAAGAGAAAAUGGCGAUUCAGGGGAGUGGACUCAAGAUGGCUCCGGCCAGUAGGCCUCUCUUAGCGUAUGGUCUCUGACAAUUCCACUUACCGCCUGGGCAGUGCUCAGACAAUGGUUGUUCUAGCCUGCUAUGCUCCUGCCCAGUCACACCAAGCAAGUACAAGCUGGGUUUUGGUGUGUGCCAUGUUGCCAGAAUUGUGCUCCUGCCACUCCCCCCCCCCACCAAUUUCUUGUGUGGUCCCCUGAGUCCAUUGUCUCUUGUUUCCUCCUUGAGAUCAGGCUUGUGCCUCAGAGCAGUGUGCUGUUGAACAGCAGCAAUGUUUCUUUUCCUUCUCUCCCUUGCUCCAGUCAGUCUCUCUGUAGGGUCCUGGAAGCCAGGGAGAAGAUGCAACUUUAAAAGGAACUCCCUUCCCCCCUUCUUUUGUUUUGGUGAAGGGCUAGUCUUGUCUUGUGUGUCAACCCACCACCUGUGUGCAGACUUUGCGCCCUUCUCCAUGUCCUACACGGGCCUUGUCAUUGGGCAACAGCAAUAAGAAGACCCAGGACUAGGUCAAAUCUCUCCUUUCCCCUCCUGGCUUUUGUGAUGGGAUAGAGACAGGCUUACCCAACAAGCCAUUGAGAUUCCGCUGCUUUUUUGGGGGGUGGGGAAGAGCUAAAUUGAGAUACUUGUGAACCGCAGCUCCCUCUCAUGUCCCAUGCUUGGUAAUCCAGCCAGCAUUGCCAAUGCCUUCUGCAAAAUUGGCUCAUCUUCUCAGAAGAUGGACUUGUGGAGAUGGCAUGAGUGUGGUUGUUGUGUGGCAAAGCAUCAUCAUCUAGUGGAAAGGGAUCCACGGUUUGGGCAGAUGAAGAGGCCUGGCCUCUUUGUGCAUCCCCUCCCCAGCAAAGGAUCUCCAGUUUGCAGGGGCAUCUCAACCAGAACCUGAUUUGUGAGCUGAGGGCAGCUCCUAUUCCCACAGGUCAUAAGUGGUGGUGGAAACGGAUAAUGUCUUGAGCCUCCUAUAGGAAAACAAAAUAUUCCUCUGCAGCUCAUUUGUGUUUCCCCUGUUUCAAAGGAGUGGCCUCUGCAGAUGUCUGACCUGCGCUUGGAGGUGCUAAUGGAUAGGAAAAACGCUCAUGCCCACUCUUGCCACUGAGUAUCACCAGAAAAUAGCAGUCAAAUUCUGAAAUGGUAAAAUGAGCUGUACCACCUAACGGACUACAAGUGUGUGCAGAUAUCAUUCCUAAAGUUUCCAUUAAAAAAAGAAACCUUUGCAAACAUAACGCAUAAAGGGAAUCUUGGUUCACCCUUUCCACCCCUUUCUGCUUAUUUUUUUUUAGAAUAUGGUUUGUUUUGCUAAAUUUGGUUCUGCAUACAUUUGCAGCCAGAAGGGUUGCAGCCUCCUUCACCAUCUCCAUGUUCUUCUGCAUUUCUGCACCAAAUAGCACGCAAGGGGUUUUGUGGGGACAGGUCAGUUGCCUGUUGCCACCACCGCUCAGCUCCUCUCAGGCCCUUGACUUGCAAUGCCCUGCAGAGCAAGUGGAGAGAUCUCUGCUCUGGUUUCUGCUGGCUCAGUUUCCUCCUUGGGCCUUCCCAAAGCUGCUGUCAAUGUGGCCUGCAUGGUAUAGAAAGGAUGGGAAAGAAGACGGAAGCCCGAGGAAGAAGAUGGCUUCUCUCUGUCCUUGCAAGGGGAUCUCAACAAUCUCUUCUCCCUUUCCCUUUGUCUUCCUCGUAUGUCAUUUUAAUUUUUGUGUUCCUUCAAGAUUAAACAGAAACCAUCAUUGGUG